Molecule: messenger RNA, 2275 nt
Organism: Marmota flaviventris (yellow-bellied marmot)
Lineage: Eukaryota; Metazoa; Chordata; Mammalia; Rodentia; Sciuridae
Gene: Sh2d4b
Product: SH2 domain containing 4B
Cellular component (GO): cytoplasm
Source: RefSeq, a predicted model, not a curated record
GAAAAUUGGGUCGAGUCCAACCUACAGCACUUUAUUGGUUGGGUUGCUGCAGGCAAGGCACUUACUUUCUCUGAAUCCUGUUUCCUUAUCUGAAUAAAAGGGCAGUUAACUAGGAGAGAUCAGUUCUCCAGCUGGCCAGGGCAAUGUCAUUGAUACAGCUGGUGUCAUCGUUACCUUCCACUGACAGAUCACUCGACACCUACUGGCCCAGGCAGGGUUGGGCCUGGGCCUUGCCCAGCUGAGCUAGACCUUGGACUGCCCCUGUUUUUCCAGAAGGCGAGGGUCCCAGAGGCUUCUUUGGUUCCUACUACUUGGUCCCCUGGUGUCCUGGGGAGAGGAGAUAUGCUCAUCACUGGCUGGGAGCUGAGGCAGAGUGAUGCUGCACAGAGACGGGGCACUUAGAGUGGCGCCCGAGUGAGGAGCCAGGGCUGAAGAGUGGCUGGGGGCAUCCUGCCUGGCUGCUCUGGUCAGCUGCCCUUCUGGUGUGUGCAUCGCAGGUGGCACCAUGCUGCAGCAGAUCCUGCACGACAUGUACAUAGACCCUGAGCUCCUUGCUGAGCUCAGCGAUGUGCAGAAGCACAUCCUCUUCUACAAGAUGCGAGAGGAGCAGCUGAGGCGCUGGAGGGAGCGGGAGGCCUGGGAGGCCCUAUCCCAGGGGGACGGCCUCCGGCCCCCGAAGGUCAAGCGAGCUAGUGGACAGGAAGAAGAGACUGCAGAGAAGGUUCACCACCACCCACUGCCACAGCCCAGGAGUGACAUAACAAGUGACAAACACAUCCAGUGGCUCUUGGGAGAAGAUGGCGAGGUCUGGGUCUGGGUCAUGGGUGAAGGCCCUGGUGACAAGCCUUAUGAAGAGAUCUCCGAGGAGCUGAUUGCAGAGAGAGCGCGGCUGCAAGCACAGAGGGAAGCCGAGGAGCUCUGGAAACAGAAGGAGGCAGAGAUCACCAAGAAGUUCCGGGAUGCUCUAGCCAAUGAGAAGGCCCGGAUCCUGGCGGAGAAGUGGAAAGUGGAGAUGGAGGACCGCAAGGCUGCCAAAGUCCUGGAGGAACGCAUCCACGAAGAAUUCAAGAGGAAAGAGGAAGAAGAGAGGAAGCGAGGAGAAGAGCAGAUUCGCCUUCAGGAGGAACAGAGAGCGAAGGAGCUUUACUGGUCGCUGAAGCAAGCCCAGCUGCGUUGCCAAGCCAGCGAGAAAGAGGAGCAAGAGUGGGAAGAACAGUUGCGCAGGUCCAAGGCAGCUGAUGAGGAGAGGAGCCGCAGGGCCCAGCGUGCCCGAGAUGAGUACCGGCGCCACUCACUCCGUGCCAUCCAGAAGGGUACAGUUGCUGGCCUUAGCUCCAUGUUCCAGGAGCUCGGCCAGAACCAUGAGCAGGAAUCAAGACUCUACCACCAUCUUCCUGGUCCUGGUCCACCACCACCCCUCGCUGUGCCUGUAAGCAGGACUUGGGAGCGCCCACUGCGUCCACUCUCCAGAGAAGUCAUUGUCCGCUGGUUUAAGGAGGAGCAGCUGCCUCGCCGAGCUGGCUUCGAGAGGAACACCAAGUCGAUCGCUCCCUGGUUCCAUGGAAUUAUCAGCCGAGAAAAUGCAGAAGAUCUCCUGGAGAACAUGACGGAGGGAGCAUUUCUGAUCCGAGUCAGUGAGAAAAUCUGGGGUUACACCCUCUCAUAUCGCCUGCAGAAAGGCUUCAAGCACUUUCUCGUGGAUGCCUCUGGAGACUUUUACAGCUUUCUGGGAGUGGACCCCAAUCGCCAUGCCACACUCACGGAUCUCAUUGAUUUUCACAAGGAGGAGAUUAUCACUGUUUCAGGGGGAGAAUUGCUACAGGAACCCUGUGGACAGAGGGACAGCCCACCAGACUACCACCUAUUAUUUGAAUGAUUAUUUUUUUCCUUAUUAUAGUUAAAUCCCUUUGGGUACCCUCUUUCUGAACUCAGUGCAAGAACUUCCCAACUCAAAUCCCAAUGGCUUUCUAGAAGAUCUACCACUAUCCAGAGGAUCAAGUACAUCAGUAUGUCUCAAGAGAUAUGAAAUGUGUGCAUCUGUGCUGUGGGUCCCAUCCCAAUGCUCAGGACAGAAAUUGCUAAUAGCUGCUGCAACUGUUUCAUGGAGAAUUUAGCUGUGACCUCAGAAGAUUCACCCUAUUUGUCAUGGCUACUCUAAACUAAGCUCCUAGAAUGUAUGGAUCAUGUUUUAAUAAUCCAAAAUAUUCUAGUGCCGAACCUGGACUUUAACAUGUGGUGUGAUAAACAUUCAAUAAAUGUCGGUUGAACAAACACA